AAGUGUAACGGGUUAUUCUUCCUCCAAACCUGAAAUGGCCGCCUCUGGCACAGAGGAGGCCGUUUGCUUGAUUAGCAACGUCACUCACUCACUCAUGGAAAACGAUGUCGAAAACAAGCUCAAUGUUCACUCAGAACAGCAACAACAUCAACAAGAUGAAAUUGAAGAUGAAGUAGAAGAUGAAGAGGUUUCGAGUUCUUUGGAUUCUGAAAUCGGUGAUGCGUUGGACUUGUUGGAUUCGAAGGAUGAGGAUGUAGGCUACUCCUUUUUCCUCAAUUCGCGGCGCCCCAAUUCUCACGGUGGCCACCACCACUAUUUCUCAACUCUUCAACCUCGCACCAAUCGCAACCAAAGGUUCUCCAACCGCAUUCGAGCCUCACCCUUGGAGGAGUGGGAAGGGAGGAUGAAUGUUGGCAUGUCUAACUCUGUGAUCACAGCAAUUCGUGGAAGCGUUAGAGAAAGUGCUAUUGGGAAGACUAAAACUACAGAUAAAGCAGACCGAGCAACUGUUGAACAGGCAAUUGAUCAAAGAACACGCAUGGUUUUGUAUAAGAUGAUGAACAGAGGUGUCUUUGAUGAUAUCAAUGGAUGCAUUUCAACCGGCAAGGAAGCAAAUGUUUAUCAUGCAACUAAAUCUGGUGAUCAAGAACUUGCAAUAAAAGUAUACAAAACAUCUGUUUUGGAAUUUAAGGACAGAGCUAGAUUUGUGCAAGGAGACUUCCGGUUUAGAAAUGGAUACUGCAAGCAUAAUAAGACGAUGGUAGAAAUAUGGGCAAAGAAAGAAAGGGGGAAUCUUAUGAGGCUUAAGGCAGCAGGAAUUAGGUGUCCUACACCAUAUCUUCUGCGACAAAAUGUUCUGGUUAUGGAAUUUAUAGGAAAAUCUGAUUGGGCUGCCCCUCGUCUUAAAGAUGCUGCUUUAUCUUUAGACAAGUUGCGGGAAGGCUAUGUUGAGAUUAUUAUUGCAAUGCGGACAUUGUAUCAGAAAUGCAAAUUGGUGCAUGGAGACCUGAGUGAAUAUAAUAUACUAUAUUAUGAGGGUCACUUGUAUAUUAUUGAUGUUUCUCAAGCCGUCGAACAUGAACAUCCCCAUGCCCUAGAUUUUCUGCGUGAAGAUUGUGUUCAUGUAUCUGAUUUCUUUAAAAAGCAUGGUGUUGCGGUCAUGACAAUAAGAGAACUGUUUGAUUUUAUUGUUGACGCAACAAUAGCUGAUGAUGCUCUGGAUGGUUACUUGGAAGAGAUGCAACGAAAAAUUUUGGCAAGAGGUGAUGUAUCUGUAGAGGAUGAGAUUGCAGACUCUGUAUUUGUGCAGUCUUUCAUUCCAAAGACACUUGAUGAUGUUGAGAAUGCUGAGGAGGAUGUACAACGGAUAAGAAGUUGGAAGGACACUAAAGAUUUAUACUACCUCACCAUUACUGGGCUUAAACAUGCUCUGUCAUUAACUCGGUCUUCACAGCAGAAAUCAAGUGCCACAAAAGAUUCAUCGAUCAUUUCUGACGAUAAAUCUGAGAACUUGGAGGAUGAUGCUGAGGUUGAAUCUGACGAUGACGAGGAGGAAGAUGGCGAAAGUGAAGCACUGGAUCAUGCAGAUAAAAAAGCUGCUAGAAAAGAGGGUAGGAAAGAUAAUAAGAAGAAGGUGAAAGAGGAGAAAAGAGAAGCACGGAAAACUAAAGUCCGUAAGGCUGUUAAGAAAAGAAAGAAAAAGUUGGGGAAAGCACGCAAGACUAGAUAGAUUGGAUAGUAGUUAAGCAGGUAAAUGUAAUGCAAUCUAAUGGAAGACAUUAGAUUGCAAUUACCUUGUGUUAAAUGAACUUUACAAUUUUUUAAUUUUAAAAUAAACACCUUUUCUUUUAUAUUUUUAAUAAAA
Molecule: messenger RNA, 1864 nt
Organism: Vigna unguiculata (cowpea)
Lineage: Eukaryota; Viridiplantae; Streptophyta; Magnoliopsida; Fabales; Fabaceae
Molecular function (GO): ATP binding; protein serine/threonine kinase activity
Source: RefSeq, a predicted model, not a curated record